AUGCCUUUCGACGAAAACGGAGUCAAAUGGUCUUGUGAGCCAUGCAUUCGCGGUCACCGUUCGUCCAAAUGCGCCCAUUAUGAUCGUCUUAUGGUGAGCGUCGGAAAAGCCGGGCGCCCGCUGUCUAAGUGUCCCCAUGUCGAAGGCAGUUGCAACUGUAAGAAGUUGGGUGCUUUUAUGGUUGCUAUUCCGAAGGGUUCCACCUGUCUUUGUCGGCCGGUCUAUAAGAUGAUACUUGGAGAAAACGGGCCCACCCCAGCUCCCCUAGAUAUGAAUGCUGCUCCUAGUGCCAGUGCUACCAGUGCUAGUAGCGCUAGCCCUAGUCCAAGCAAGAUCCAAAAGUCCAGCAAGAAACACGUGAAAACAGCCCCAGAACAGGUAUCAAGAGCUCUUCAUUCUAUACCAGAAUAUCAUCAACACGCCCUUCAGUAUGGGACUUCGCCAGUGGUGAAUCCAUAUGGAUCACAGGCCCAGGCACCCUGUUACCCAUACAAUGCUACUGGGAACUUCUCGCAACCAGACACCUUCCCGAUAUCGGAUAAUCUCUCAAGCGGCUUAGGACUCUCUAGUGAUGGAUUCACUACCGCCGCGUCACAGUCGAACAUGUUCCAGCAAUCCGUGCAGCCCAAGGAAUCUAUGUCGACUCAUACGCCAGGCUCCUGCUGUUCGAGUUCUCGAACUGAAAGUUCAAACGGUAUCAAGGCAGAGCCAAACAUCGCUGUGCCGAAUGCGUAUGCUGUCACUUCUAUGGCUCCCUCGCCUGUGGCUGAGGCCUCGUCGACCUGGCAUAAUUUCUCAAAUCUCGAUAGACAUUUUUCCCCUGUGGAAACUACAACCAACGGUGUUCAACCUGCCUUGUCCGGAUUCGCUCCUCAUGUUUCACCCAUAAAUCCAACCAGCAUCGGUUUCGAGCAAGUUCAUCCGGCACAGCCUGAUUCUGAGGCUUCCGAUCUUGUUUCCCCCAGUUUACCAACGCACACUUUAACAAACCACACCAGUGGUAUCCCCCAUAGCUGCAGUUGUGGCCCUCAAUGCAGUUGCUUGGCUUGCCCGGACCAUCCGUAUAACGACGUUACCGUGCAACAUAUUCAAGAGGUGGGACGCAUCAUUGCUCAGGAUUCGCAAGCCUUCGGGAACGGGAACGAGUUCGAUCAGCAGAACUCUCAUGCCAACGUACUUCAAUAUAGCGCGCCGCAAAUGGACCAGACGUUAGCUGAAGUCGAGACUAACUCUGAGAAUGUGCCAGUCGAGUCUUGUUGUGGCACCGGUAAUACUCCUUUGGAUAAUGGCCAUGACGCUCAGGGUAUUGAGUCCUUUACUGCAGACCACCUCAUGGUUCCUGAUGCUUAUUACACCUAUGAGUAUCAGGUUGGCCUGCCUGGCGCCUGUGCCGGUGAGGCCGGUAAUUGCCAAUGUGGUCCCAGCUGUAGCUGCCUUGGCUGUUUAACACACGGCAAUCUGUGA
Aspergillus nidulans FGSC A4 is the source of this 1464-nucleotide messenger RNA. It is a transcript of the gene mac1, whose product is annotated as putative copper-activated transcription factor GRISEA. The record is from RefSeq and is a predicted model, not a curated record. The transcript has 3 exons. Gene Ontology annotation, molecular function: metal ion binding; copper ion binding; DNA binding. Gene Ontology annotation, cellular component: nucleus. Gene Ontology annotation, biological process: DNA-templated transcription; regulation of DNA-templated transcription. Lineage: Eukaryota; Fungi; Ascomycota; Eurotiomycetes; Eurotiales; Aspergillaceae. The coding region runs from base 1 to 1464 and encodes 487 amino acids.